Messenger RNA from Lactuca sativa (garden lettuce), 3907 nucleotides. RefSeq names its product TMV resistance protein N. Gene Ontology annotation, biological process: signal transduction; defense response. NCBI's taxonomy places the organism in Eukaryota, Viridiplantae, Streptophyta, Magnoliopsida, Asterales, Asteraceae. Gene Ontology annotation, molecular function: ADP binding. The record is from RefSeq and is a predicted model, not a curated record.
UCCUCAAUAAUUGAACAUUACAGUCUGAUGACAUUGCUUCUUUUUGUGAUUUGCAUUUGGCCUCUUCAGCUUCUUGAAUCCUUCAAUGGCGUCUUUUAAGUCGUCCCCAUCUUCAUCAUCGUCUUUACCAACUUUAAGAUGGACAUAUGAUGCGUUCCUAAGCUUUAGAGGUGAAGAUACUCGCAACAACUUUAUAGAUCAUCUUUAUGCUGCUCUAGAUCAAAGAGGACUACAUGUGUUCAAAGACGAUAAGGCGCUUCAUAAAGGGAAAGCAAUCUCUCAAGACCUGCUGGAAGCCAUUAAAGAAUCGAGGUUUGCUGUGGUUGUUUUCUCUAAAAAUUAUGCCGGCUCCUCAUGGUGUUUGGAUGAACUUGUAAAAAUCAUGGAAUGCAAAGAUCAGAUGGGACUGAUGGUGUUACCGGUGUUCUAUCACAUUGACCCAUCUGAUGUACGCCAACAGAAAAGAGACUUCGAUACUGCUUUUCAGCAACACGAUGACAAGUUUAAGAGAGAGAUGGAUCAAGUGAACAGGUGGAGGAAAGCUUUAGCUGCAGCUGCGAGUUUAUCAGGCUGGCAUGUCAAGGAAACAGGCAGUGGGGGCGAAUCAUCUGUCAUCACAGAGAUUGUUGAGGAGAUCUUAUAUGGUACAAAAUCUCAUGGCAUGGAGAAAAAGCUAAUUGGUAUCGAGUCUCAUAUAAAUGAAUUAUAUUCAUUAUUGGGUAUGGAAAUGACAGAAGAGGUGCACUUUGUAGGGAUAUUGGGAAUGGGAGGAAUUGGUAAGACAACUAUUGCUAAAGCUUUAUUUCGAAGAAUUGCCCAUAAUUUUGAGUGUAGUAGCUUUGUUAGAGAUGUUAGAGAAAAUAGUUCUAGUAAAAGAGAUAUAUGUGCCUUACAAGAAAGGGUUCUAAGUGAAAUUCUAAACACAAGUCAGCGAUUUUUUGUUAAUGAUCCUGAGGAUGGAGCCUACAUGAUACAUCAACGAUUUUGCAAAAAUAAGGUUCUUCUAGUUCUUGAUGACGUGGAUGAUGUUGAGCAAUUAAAGUUCCUAAGUGCAAGUCGACGUCAUUGGUUUGGUCCUGGAAGUAGAAUCAUCAUAACCACUAGAGACGAGCAUUUGCUAUCAGGUGCAAAUGCCAAGUACAAACCGGAUUUUUUACAUAUGAAUGAAGCUAUUGAGCUCUUCUGUUUGCAUGCUUUUCGGAAAAAUAGCCCUCCAAAAGGUUAUGAGGAGCUCUCAUAUCGUGCAAUAAACUAUGCUAGCGGCCUUCCUCUAGCCCUAGAAGUUUUAGGUGCAUUCUUCCAUGGAAGAGAGGUAUGUGUUUGGGAAAGUGCUUUAGAUAAACUAGCCGAAAUAUCGGAUGAUAAGAUUCUUGACAUACUAAAGUUAAGUUAUGAUGGGCUAGAUGUUUAUGAGAAAAAAGUAUUCCUAGACAUUGCAUGUUUUUUCAAGGGAAAAGACAAGGAACAUGUAAGUAGAGUACUCGAUAGCUUUGGUUUUCACGCGAAAAUCGGGAUUAAAGUUCUAGAAGAAAAAUCUCUUAUAACCAUUUCAAAUAAAAGGCUAGACAUGCAUGAUCUCAUACAGGCAAUGGGUUGGCAAAUAGUUCGUGAGAGAUUCAUGGAUAGCAGACUAUGGCAACUUGAACAAAUCCAUGAUUUGGCCAAGGGAAAGAAGAAUCCAGAAGCAAUUGAAGCCAUAAUGUUGAUGGACAAUGAAUACCUUAUCGAAGACUAUGAUACAAAGUUGGGUUUAAGUGCUGAUGUUUUUGAACGCAUGAAAAAUCUUCGGCUACUUGAUAUUGAUGGGAAAUUCACUUCUACCCAACCUACAUUUCUCCCUGAUGAGUUGCGAUGGCUUCAUUGGAAUGAUUACCCAUUCUUGUUUCUGCCAUUGGGGGAUAUGUGUAAGCUUGUUGGGCUUAAAAUGGAACAUGGAUCAGACAUCAAACAUUUAUGGGAAGGCCGAAAGAUUCUACCAAACUUGAAAUUCAUUCACCUCGAAAGCUUGUGCAAACUCACAUCAUUUCCAGAUGUCUCUGGGGCCCCAAAUAUCAAGAGGUUAAUUUUCUCAAAAUGUUGGGGAUUGGAGGAGGUUCAUGAGUCUCUUGGAUCUCAUAGAGGGUUGGUUUACUUGGACAUGAAUGGUUGUAGUCGAGUCAAGCAUCUCCCAUCAAGGCUUGAGAUGGAAUCCUUGGAGACUCUAAUUCUCUCAGGAUGUGAGAGUCUUGAAAGAUUCCCAGAAGUCUCCCCAUGUAUGACUAAACUAUCACAAAUAAAUCUUUAUUCUUGUUCUAGAAUAAAGGAAUUGCCUUCAUCAAUAAGAUAUUUGUCUAGCCUAAACCUCUUGAAUCUCACAAACUGUUGGAAGCUUAAGAGCAUACCAGACUCUAUUUGUGAGUUAAAGGAUCUUAAGUGUCUUCAUCUUCACAACUGCAAGGAACUGAAUUUUUUUCCUAAGAGGCUUGGAAGCAUGAAAAUAUUAGAAGAGCUUUUACUAGGUUUUACGUGUGAUACGGGAAGCCCACAAAAGUCUGUUGGUUUUAAAUUUUUUACAGGUCUGUCUUCCUUGAAAAAAUUAGACCUCAGCUGGAGACGUAUUCAUGAAAAAAGCUUUCCCAAAAACCUUGAUGCAUUUUCCUCCUUGGAAGAACUAUAUUUAAGUGGCAACCAUAAAUUAGUUGAGUUACCUGCAAGCAUCUGCCAUCUUUCUCGUCUUAGACGCCUAGAAUUGAAUAACUGCAGCCAACUUGAAAGUUUGUGUGCGCUUCCGUCAAGUAUACAAGUAUUGAAGGCAAAUGAUUGUAUCUCCUUGAAAAAGAUUGGAGAUGUAUUAAAAGAUAGCGAAUGGUUAUAUAAGAUAUGGCUAACUAAUUGCCAUAAAUUACUAGAAGACGAAGAGAAUCAAAGAUACCUUGAUAAGAUGUUGCAACUAUCUUUCAUUAAGAGUUGUGCUGCUGUAAAUCAUCGUUUAAGUAUAUCUAUUCCUGGAAGCAAGAUCCCAAGUUGGUUCAAAGAAAAAAAGGAUGGGUGCAGAAUAGGAUUAAAGUUACCUCACAAAUGGCAUACUAAAAUCAUGGGUUUCCUGGUAGGUGGUGUGUUUUCUAAAUGGGGUUGGGGAUAUGUUUGUCCUCGCAUCAUCUUCAAACUUGUAAAUGAUGGAAAUAUUAUUCUUAAGUCAGAGGUUAACCAUAUCAAGGCAAUAGAAACAACUGAGAAUGGGGGGAAUGUAUGGAUUAGCUAUAUGCCGUUAGGUUUCUUUCAGAAGAUGUAUCAUGAUCUUCAACCUCAAGAUUGGUCUCAUAUCCAAGAUAAUCUUAAGAUGACUAUAAGCUUGACAGAUGGCACACAAUCUGUAGCAAUUGGGGCACAUGUUAUCUACAAAGAAAACGUCCAACAACUUAAAACUUCUUUCUCUGAUUAUGGGAACAUGGUGCACGUUGAUGAUGAGGAUCUUAGAUAUGAUGAACUUAUCUCUGGCAACACAUAUGUGUAUGAAGAUAAGUUUGAUGAGGAGGCUUUGAUGCCUUUAAGAAGUAGAACCUCAGCAAGGUGUAACAAGAGGAACCUACAUUGUGUCAUCACCUUAUCCGGACCUCGUUGAAAUAUCCCUUGUAUAGGUCCAAAUUGAGAUAACUUUAAACAAAAAUAUUUUAGGUAGCUUUUGGUGGGUGGAACAAGACUAAGAUUGGAUGCAACUGGAUUCUAUGAAGAGCUUUGGUGAGGAUGGAAAAGUGGUUAUUGACCAAGUCAGAUGAGACUAAAUACUAGAAUUGUAGUCCCACCCGAAAGGAACACAAUAGAACAAAAACUUUUGAAAAAAGUACCCUCUAUUUUCUUUCUCAUUAAUUAAUUCUUCCUAUAAUAUGCUUUCUUUCUUCACCGCACUUGCAUAUAUUUGUAUUUCUCC